Messenger RNA from Grosmannia clavigera kw1407, 681 nucleotides. RefSeq lists its product as uncharacterized. NCBI's taxonomy places the organism in Eukaryota, Fungi, Ascomycota, Sordariomycetes, Ophiostomatales, Ophiostomataceae. The record is from RefSeq and is a predicted model, not a curated record. Bases 1 to 681 code for a protein of 226 amino acids. Gene Ontology annotation, cellular component: Golgi membrane; trans-Golgi network. The transcript is spliced from 2 exons. Gene Ontology annotation, biological process: protein localization to Golgi apparatus; Golgi to plasma membrane protein transport; Golgi to endosome transport.
AUGACUCGCCGCCGGCGUCCUCGGCGCUCGGGUGCCCUCACCGAAUUGCCGCCGCUGCGCAUCCUCACCCAGAUGGCCAUUCUGCAGGCUCUCUUCUACACUGUUGCUGUGUUGCUGAUGCUCUUCACGGCUCUCGUCUCCGGCCGGUCCUUCUCUUUCGACCUCGUCCUCGGCUGGGAAUCUGUUCGGGGCGACACCACUCAGGGCUGGCUCGUUGCUUUUGUUUGGCUGCUCACUGGCGGCCUCUUUUCGUCCAUCGUCAUCGUCCUCGUCGUCCAGCGCUCAAAGCUCGUUCUCGACUUCGCCCUCUCUCUUCACUUCAUCCACCUCCUCGCCGUCGUCCUCUAUACCGGCUCCCUCCCACACAACGUCGCCUGGUGGAUCACCAUGGCUAUCUCCAGCACCAUCGCCAUUGCCGUCGGCACUUGGGGUUGUCGCUACCGCGAGCUCCAGCCCAUCACGUUUGGCGGCAAGUCCACCACAUCUGCAACAGCAACAGCAGCAGCAGCAUCGUCAGCGCCAGGAGCCCCGGGAGCACCGCCCCAAGCUGGUCCCUCCAACGUCGUCGGUGACGAAGAGCAGGGCUUCACGCGUGGUGGCCGCCGUGGUCGUGGCCGUGAUGGCGCUGGAGAAUACGAAAUGGUAGCCAUGAAGCUCGGCGACGGCAAGUCCCAGAUAUGA